This is a messenger RNA of Mobula hypostoma (lesser devil ray), 4167 nucleotides long. RefSeq lists its product as uncharacterized. The coding region runs from base 141 to 773 and encodes 210 amino acids. The record is from RefSeq and is a predicted model, not a curated record. NCBI's taxonomy places the organism in Eukaryota, Metazoa, Chordata, Chondrichthyes, Myliobatiformes, Myliobatidae. The transcript has 11 exons.
CUCACUUCUCAAUUACUAGAAACUUUCGGACUACGUUAGUGGCGUUUAGUGUUGCGGCGUUCUGGACAUUUACAUAAAUAUUGCUGUACCAUGUCCUCGCAACCGUCCAUCGAGGUAGUACAAGAGAAAACAAUAACAGGAUGAAAAACAUAUCCUUUCAGUUGCAGAGAAUACAGUACGGAUGGACAUUAAGAUCCAAAGUCACAAGAGGUGCAUUGUAUGACUUAUUAUCUCUAAUGUCCGCGCCUGUAUCACCCAACCAGUGUCAUCUCAGGAUGUCUUUCACGCUGAUACUUCUUACAAUUGCAGGUCAGUUGUCACAAGUCAAGGAAUCGCUUCAAACAGAUGCAGGCUCAGAGGGACAAUCUUCCGAAGUUCCACCAUUCAAAGAUGCAGACUCAGGGGGACAAUCUUCCGAAGAUCUACCAUUCAAAGUGAAUACCUGGAUAUUGAUUGUGAUCGUGGCAGGAGCGAUUGUACUGGGAUUGAUUGUCAUUGCAAUCGUGUGGUUUGUCCGCAGAAAAAUAUCCAACGCCAGAAGGAACAGAAACAAUAGGGAUAAUCUAUGGACAACACCGGACAGCAAUACCUGUUCUCCAUAUCGAGUGAGCAUCAGGAGUUCAUUUAGGUUUUCACGUGAUCUGGAAACCCCAAGAGAACAAGAAUGUGAAAAUGCCUAUUGCGCCAGCCAGAGCACAGAGUUUUUGAACGACACGCAACACUCACCAAGAGGUCUCCACACGAAGCCUUAUUUCAUAACCUUUAGAGAGUAGUCAGUCGUCGCCGUAGGGUAAACCUUCACAGUAGCCUGUAAGCAAAAAGCAAACCAAGUUGAGGCAAUGUAUUUUGGCGAUGAAUGUCAACUGUUAUAUACGUCUCUGCUCAUCAUGUUUAGAAGUCAAAUGUUAAGUGUCAUUAUGGUUGAUAUUUUGCAAUAUGAGGUUGAUAUUGAAGAAUAAGAACAUGAAAAACCAGGAGCAGCGUGUUCUUCAGGCCAGUCUUGCCAUUUAAUAUUUCCGGGCCUCACCUCCUCCUCUGUAUCGAUUCUCUAUGGUCUCCAAUACGCCUAUUUUAAAAGCAUGUCAUUUACCUCUUCUUUAAGUCGUCCAGGUGAUGCAAAAUCUAUAAUAUCCAUUGGCAGAAAAUACUAGAGGAUCAUAUUUCGUUGACAAGCUGUGUUUUUCCAUCCGCAUGAUACAUGGGUCAUCUGUGACUUCAUGACAGCGCUCAGCAAGCAUUGAUACACAAUUGUUUGCAAGAUGCUCUCUUAAAAUAUCCAUCGAAAUACUGCUCUAUAAAGUAAGAACCUGUGUUCUUCUCUCUCGGACCAGAGCUUCAGAAAUAGAGAGAUAACAGCGCAAGUGCAACGGCUUUCCCACCUUAAAAAAUACUCCCCUACUCCUGUCCCUGUUGAAUAACACAGAAAGUUAACUGUCACUCGAGAUAUCUCCUUUAUCAGAGGUAGUCCCGCGUUCAGUCGCAAAUUCCUUAAGACCUAAAAAUGCCGCUCUAAGGUUGGAUAAGAUUGGACCGAGAGAAAGCUUCUGGUAGUGAGAGAGCCGAUGACCAGAGGGCGCAACCUCAGAAUAAAAGGGCAUUUCCUCAUCACAGUUGCGAUCUUCAAAUGAAUUCAUUAUCAACAUACGUGUAUGGCACCACUCUGAAAUUCUUUUCCUGUUAGCGUUUAGAGUAGUUGCAAACAAUGCAAUGGAAUCAUUUAUAUGUGUUUAUAUAAAUUUAAAGAGGAGUAUAAUUGGUUCCUGAUCCGUUAAAUUGUUAGCACUUCCGAGAGAGAAAUCAAAAGAAAUGCGUUUAUAGGGAAUAAUAAAUCAGCCAUAGUUGAUUCCAUGGGAGUAGAUUCCCUGGGAGGAAUAGCCUAAUUCUGCUCCUAUGCUUUACGCUCUUAUUGUCAGCUGUUUCUAGCCAUUGGGUAUAUCUAAAGGAGUGGUUUUGGGUUCUUCAUCGCUUAGGGCAUUAAAGGUUAGAGUAGUUAGUUGAGAGCGAAAAUAAAUUAGCCAUGAUGGAAUGGCAUAGAAGACGCGAUGGGUUGAAUGGCCAAAUUGUCCUCCUAUGUCUUAUGGUCACAUUGCCCUCUAUGUUGAUACGAUCUGCUGUAGAACAUACAGAUGCACAGUGUAGCAAGCCUUUAGGCCAACCAAUGACAAGCUCAACUGUUAUCACCUUCCAAACAAUUUGACACUCUUUCCAGAAAGGGAUAAGUUCAAUGCAAGCUAAGUGAGAUAACUCGCGCAUUAAGUAGAUAUUUGCUCAACAGAGAGAAGAAGUAGCGCAAUUACUGUAAUCUGCCUUAAAACGCCAGUGAUCUGGAUUCGAUCACGACCUCUGCGCCAGCCUGCAUAUGGAAUCUCCAUAUCCGUCCUAUUGCCGAGUGGAUUUCCUCUGGUAACUCCGGUUCCCUGACAUUUCCCAACGAAAACUAUACCAUUAUUUUCCACACUGGACGAUGCAAUUGUGUGCUAAAUAGGCUACAGCGAAAAAGUAACGGGGGUGGAGGGGACAAUAUUGCCCAGAAAAGCUUUGUCGGUUGAAUAUAAUCCAUCCACAUCACAAGGCAAUAUAGUAAAUAAAACAACGAAACAAACCGACGAUGUCCUGAGAUACAUAGAAAAAUAUUAUUCGUGACGACUAAAGCUCUGCUAAUCAUCAGAAAGAGACAUUAUUCUGAGUCUCCACCUGACUAAGCUGACAUCCAUAAGCAUACAUACUCAUCAAGAAUAGACUUAAGGAGCUAAUAUCAAGCCACUUGUUCGAUUAUCUGCAUGUUGAACUGUAUUCUAAUUCCGCUUACCAGCACUUGUCAAAGGGAUUUAUCUGGCGUGGCGAUUAUAGGCCUCGUCCAAAUGCUUUUAAAAAGUUGUGGACAGCCCCUGGCUCCACCAGCCACUCAGAACUGACGUUUUUGAUUCCAACCACCGAAGAUAAAAGACCGCUUCCCAUAAAUCUUCCAAUCUUCUGAACGACUUUGGUUCAAGAGCCUGAUGUUUAAUAAAUAAUAACUGUUGCUGAACCUGGAGGUUUGAGUCCUGAGGCUCCUCUGCCUUCUUCCUAAUAGCAGCAGCGCGAAGAGAAUAUAUACUGGCUGCUGAGGGUCUCUGAUGAUGGAUGCUGCUUUCCCGCUACAACACUUUGUGGAUAAGUACUCAGUGGUGGGGUGGAUUUUUCCGUGAUGGGCUAGGCCGUAUCUUUUACAUUUUGUGGGAUUUUCUGCUCAAGGGCACAGGUACUUCCAUACUCAACUACACUCAAUAUGCUCUCAACUGCACACCUUUAGAAGUUUGUCAAAGUUUUAGAUGUCGUGCCGAAUCUUCGUAAACUCUUAAGGAAUUAAGUGCGCUGCCGUACUUACUUCGUAAAUGCACUUACAUGCUGAGCCCAGGAGCCCCACCACCUCUGAUCCUCCGGUAAGCACUGGCUCAUGGAAUUCUGUUAUUCUUCUCCUGAAUAAAAUAAUCAGCUCUUUGGUCUUGCUGACAUUCAGUAAGAGAUCAUUCGGCCAGGUUUACACUCUAUUACUCCAGCACUUUCAGUAUGCCACUCUGGAUUCUCAGCAUCUGCAGAAUCCCUUGUGUUGAAAACUCUUAACGGAAUUUGCUUUAUCAAUGUGAAACCUAUGUCAAUUUUCAAUUAUCCUCACAUUCGUAAUUUAACCCGCUAAUUCCCAUCGAUGCAAAAGUCGCCUACAUUAAUUAAUUAAUUUGAAGCCCUUCACCUACUCCCGAACCACUCUGCACAUACCCACGACGACAAUGGGCGAGAUUUGUUGAAGUUAGCAUUUAAGUAAUUAUUAUCAUCUUCACAAAUGUAUGUUGGUAGAGUGCGUACUUUAAGUAGUUAUCCUGCCAUCUAAGAAUGCCAGAUGGAGGAGCUGAAUGAUAGUUCAGAAUGUUGCUUGCCAACGUGCAAUAAUUUCAUGUGUACGUCUGCAAAUGAUACCACAAUUUUUGAAAACAAAAAAGCAAUGUAUAAUUCAGUAUGAUCUUACUUUUCCGGAUAAGUUGCCAGAUGUAAUUUGGGAGUUAGUGCUAUUUUUAAGGACAUUUGAUUUUCUGAGACAAUUAUAUUUUUCUUCUGUCAGUCCGAUUGUAUUCUUUUUCGGCAGACCAUCGGGCAACCCAAAUGAAUAAUGCAUAGCAAUAAACAGGUGGA